Messenger RNA from Myotis brandtii (Brandt's bat), 390 nucleotides. RefSeq names its product PCNA-associated factor. The coding region runs from base 40 to 375 and encodes 111 amino acids. Gene Ontology annotation, molecular function: chromatin binding. The transcript has a single exon. Gene Ontology annotation, cellular component: nucleus. Gene Ontology annotation, biological process: regulation of cell cycle; translesion synthesis. Lineage: Eukaryota; Metazoa; Chordata; Mammalia; Chiroptera; Vespertilionidae. The record is from RefSeq and is a predicted model, not a curated record.
GAAAGUCAGUGGGUUGCUCUCAUCUUCUCGUGUCUGAACAUGGUGCGGACUAGAGCAGACAGUUGCCUGGGCACCUACAGAAAAGUGGUGGCUGCCCGAGCCCCCAGGAAAGUGCUUGGUUCCUCCACCUCUGCCACUAACUUCACUUCACCUUCCUGGAGGAAAGCUGAAAAUAAGUAUGCAAGAGGGAAUCCAGUUUGUGUGCGCCCAACUCCCAAAAGGCAAAAAGGAAUUGGAGAAUUCUUCAGACUGUCCCCUAAAGAUUCUGAUAAAGAGAAUCGGAUUCCUGAAGAGGCAGGAAGCAGUGGUUUAGGAAAAGGAAAGAGAAAAGUACAUCCUUUGCCACCUGGUGACACAGAUGAUGAAAAAAAAUAGAACUUUCUUACUCAU